Molecule: messenger RNA, 1961 nt
Organism: Harpegnathos saltator (Jerdon's jumping ant)
Lineage: Eukaryota; Metazoa; Arthropoda; Insecta; Hymenoptera; Formicidae
Gene: C1GalTA
Product: Glycoprotein-N-acetylgalactosamine 3-beta-galactosyltransferase 1
Exons: 7
Coding region: 726-1835 (369 amino acids)
Cellular component (GO): membrane
Molecular function (GO): N-acetylgalactosaminide beta-1,3-galactosyltransferase activity
Source: RefSeq, a predicted model, not a curated record
AUGGUGUAUAUAGCUCUUGUUUUGCAUCUGGUUAUCUCGAUCGUGCGCACGGUUACACGUGUGUAUAAUCAGCCGUGUGAAAUGACGGAGUAGCCAGCUCGAGGGGAACAGGAUGGACGUGCAAAAAAUAUGUGAUAUAACGAACACUCGGCGAAAAUUCGCGAGCGAGUAUGCAGAGUAAAGAAACAUAUAAUUUUUCGCUGUUUAUGAUAAUGAUAAGUUGCGAGUCGCACAAUACAAAUGCAACGACGAUGAUAUGCACACGCGCGUCGUUAUAAUCGUGAACACCUCCACGACAGACGCUUGCUUUGCCGACGUGGUACCGAGCGUUAUCACUGCAUGCGGUAUCACACUGAAAACGCAGGAGUCAGAAUGGGGACAACAGACUAUGAUAAGCGACUUUUUUACGAGUGGUUCGUGUAAAAUUGACGGUGAGACGAUGGCCACUGUACGAUUGCUGUUAGCUUAAACGACACUGAAAUAAGAAGAGGAAAAAUGUGCUGUGAAGAGCAUUUAUCUUUUUGUAACUUAUAAGCUUUAUAUAUGAGCUCAUAAAAAAUGGCCUUGGAUAGUUUAUCUCAUCGAUACUUUUGACUUAUCAGAAGACAAAAGUGAAAUAUUAUAUCACGCAUUUUUACAAGCAAACAUGAAUAGGAAUGAGAGUGUAAUUCAUACUAAAAUAUUUAUAAUAUUAUCAAAUUAAAUCGCAGUUUAUAUGGUAUAUCAUGGUGCAGCAGCGGCUUCCUAGUUUCGAUGUUGUACACGUAGGUGGUCGAAGUGGACGGCGAUUUGUAUUAACUCUCGCAGUUGGGGUCACUUUCGGUUUCAUAUUGGCAUUGUUGCUUAUUACAUCCACGAAAGAUGUGCCGCAUAUGUUCAACUGGAUUCCGGGUGGCUCCGCCCUUUCCAGAGAUCCUCACCAUUACUCGGAGUUGGAAGCAGAGAUUGGACCAGACACUGAAGUAACAUUCCAUGGUGAAGAUGAAGACUUUCAUAAAGGGGAAGAUAAAGUUGCACAGGAUAUGGCGAAAAGAGUACGUGUUCUCUGCUGGAUCAUGACUGGUCCGAAGAAUCAUCAGAGCAAAGCUCGUCAUGUAAAGGCGACAUGGGGAAAGCGCUGCAAUGUACUCCUGUUUAUGAGUUCCGCGGAAGAUGCCAGUUUACCUACUGUAGUAUUGCCGGUGAAGGAAGGUAGGGAUAAUCUAUGGGCUAAAACCAAAGAGGCAUUCAAGUAUGCUUAUGAAAAGUACAAAGACAAGGUAGAUUGGUUCAUGAAAGCUGACGACGAUACAUACGUGGUGGUGGAAAAUCUGCGGUACAUGCUGUCGCCCUAUAAUCCGAAUUCGUCGUUAUACUUCGGCUGCAGAUUCAAACCUUUCGUAAAACAAGGCUACAUGAGCGGUGGUGCGGGAUAUGUACUUAGCAAGGAGGGUCUACGUAAAUUCGUAGAGGAGGGUUUACCUGAUAAGACCAAGUGCCGGCCAGACAAUGGCGGUGCGGAGGACGUGGAGAUGGGGAAGUGCCUGGAGAAGAUCGGUGUACACGCGAUGGACACGAGAGAUCCCCAUGGACGCGGUAGAUUCUUCCCGUUUGUGCCAGAACAUCACUUGAUACCUAAUCAUGUGGACAAGAACUUCUGGUACUGGAAAUACAUCUACUAUAAGACCAAGGACGGUCUGAACUGUUGCUCCGACAGCGCUGUUUCCUUUCAUUAUGUGUCACCGAACAUGAUGUACGUUCUAGAAUAUCUGAUCUAUCACUUGAGGCCAUACGGGAUUAAUCAUGGCCUGAAGAAACUCCCUCCGGAUCAAGCGUCAACGUUGACCGAUUACUAGUCCGUGAAACAUUGUCGUAAAUAAUAAGUUGCAAAUAAAUAGAUUCUUACGAUUUUCGUCUUAUACACGAUACUAGUCCAUUCAAGCCAACGAUCAGGUGUAAUAUGCCCCCCCCCCUCCCGAGAA